AUGAAUCAUCGCAAAGCCUCCAUUCAACUUGUUUCUCUUAUAGUACUGAUAUCAGGAAUUCUGUACUCCAAAACCAUUCAAUUUGGUUUCUGCCAGACUGACCUUAAUGCCAGUUGCAUUGCAGCUGAGAGGGAGGCACUGCUCAAGUUCAAAGAAGGCCUUACAGACCCUACAGGUCGGCUGUCAUCUUGGGUCGGAGGAAAUUGCUGUAGAUGGAACGGUGUGAGUUGCAACGGCAGAUCUGGUCAUGUUUCCAAGCUCAACCUUCGCAAUACACAUCCAGAUGACUUCGAUGCUGAUGGAACAGUGUACAAAUUGGGUGGUAAGAUCAAUCCAUCCUUGCUUAAUUUGAAAAUGUUGAAUUACUUGGACUUGAGUGGAAAUGACUUUCGAGGUGUCAUUCCGGACUUCGUUGGAUCACUAAGGAAGUUGGUGUACCUCAAUCUUUCUGGUGCAUCUUUCAAAGGAAUGAUACCUCCAAAAGGAAACCUCUCGAAGUUGAGUUAUCUUGAUCUCAGUGAUGCACUCGAUGACUCAACGGAGAGCAAUCUCAGAUGGCUCUCCCGUCUCUCUUCCUUGAAAUAUCUUAAUUUGGGAGGUAUAAAUCUGAUCAAUGCAUCGAGAUAUUGGCUUCAAGCUUUCAACAUGCUACCUUCCCUUGAGGAGCUGCACUUGUAUGAUUGCCAACUUUCCAAUCUCCCCGUCACUCUACCACUCAUCAACUUUACAUCUCUUUUGGUACUUGACCUCUCCAACAAUGGAUUCAGCUCCCCAAUACCACUUUGGUUGUCCAAUUGUACUAACCUUCGCCAUCUUGAUCUCAACACCAACAAUCUCCAAGGUGAACUUCCAAAUGAAUUUGCAAACCUGAAAAAUAUCCGAUACCUUGAUUUGUCUCUGAAUUCAAACAUCAAUGGAAAAUUAACUAGAGAUUUAGGAAACCUCUGUAAUUUGCAGAGCUUGAAGCUCUCUUUUAACAAGAUCAGUGGUGAGAUAACUGAGUUCAUUGAUGGUUUAUCUGGAUGCAACAACAGUAUCUUAGAGACCCUAGAUAUUGGAUACAACAAAUUAAUUGGCAAACUGCCUAGUUCCUUAGGAUAUCUUACGAAGUUGAGAUCCGUUAAACUUUGGUCUAACUCGUUUCAAGGUUCAAUUCCUCCAUCAAUUGGAAAUUUAUCAUUAUUGGAGGACUUCUACGUUGCGAACAAUCAGAUGAGUGGCAUCCCAGAAAGUCUUGGUCAACUCUCAGCCCUAGCUGCUCUAGAUUUCUCAGAAAACUUGUGGGAAGGUGUCAUUACGGAAGCUCAUUUUGUGAACCUCUCAAGUCUAACGGAUUUUCUUCUCUAUAGAUUGUCCAAUAACGUUUCCUUGGUAUUCAAUAUCAGUUCUGAUUGGAUUCCCCCUUUCAAACUCAAGUACAUCAAGAUUAGAUCAUGUCAACUAGGUCCAAAUUUUCCUAGCUGGCUUAGAAAUCAAAACGAGCUGACAACUUUGGUACUCAACCAUGCGGGGAUAACAGGUACCAUACCUGAUUGGUUUCUGCAAUUGAAUCUGCAGUUUAAGGAACUAGAUAUUGGUUCUAAUCAAUUGAGCGGACAGAUACCAAGCUCCUUGCACUUCCUUGACUCAGCUACCGCUGAUUUCAGUUUUAACUCUUUUGAAGGUCCGUUCCCACGCUUAUCAUCUAAUGUGACUAUAUUAUUUUUGAAUAAUAAUCUACUUUCUGGCCCAAUUCCACAGGACAUUGGUGAAGUAAUGUUCCUUGUUGAGGCCAUCUAUAUCUAUGACAACUCUUUUGAUGGUAGUAUUCCACUGUCCAUGGGUAAUUUAACAGAACUACUAACCUUGGAUAUGUCAAACAAUAGUUUGUCUGGGGAGAUUCCUGAAUUUUGGAAUCAUAUUCCUUUCUUGUUGAUUCUAGAUUUGUCAAAUAACAAUCUUUCUGGUAAAAUACCUACAUCAUUAGGUAUUCCUAGUUCACUGAAAUUCUUGAAACUCAGUAACAACAAUCUCACUGGUCAAAUCCCUCCUUCCUUGCAGAACUGUACUCUAAUGCUUAGUAUUGAUCUUGGUGACAAUCAAUUAUCUGGAAACCUUCCAAGUUGGAUUGGAAAAAGCAUGAAAUCAUUGUUGAUCUUGCGCUUGCGAUCCAACUUCUUUGGUGGAAGUAUUCCUUCGGAGAUAUGUGACCUUCCAUAUCUUCAUUUAUUGGACCUUGCAAACAACAGUCUCUCGGGAUCCAUUCCUUCAUGUGUUGGAAAUCUGACUGGAAUGAAGUAUCAACUUAAGGAUAUGAAUACAGAGUUGUAUCAGGGACAGCUGAGUGUGGUGACAAAAGGAAGGGAACUUGAAUAUCAAAGCACUCUUUACCUUGUCAACAGUCUCGAUCUUUCAAGCAAUAAUCUAUCAGGAACGUUGCCAGUUGGGCUUACAAGCCUUGUUGAGCUUGGGACAUUGAACUUGUCUAUGAAUCAUUUGAUGGGGACAAUACCAGAAAAUAUAGGUGAACUGAAACUAUUAGAAACUCUUGACUUAUCGAGAAACAAGCUUUGUGGCCAAAUUCCACCAGGCAUGGUUUCUUUGACAUUUUUGAAUCACUUGAAUUUUUCAUACAAUAAUUUGUCUGGAAAAAUUCCAACGACCAACCAGUUCCAAAGUCUUAAUGAUCCAUCAAUCUAUGAGGGAAAUCCUGCACUUUGUGGGCUUCCAUUAUCAACCAAGUGCGCUGAUGGCAAUGAAACAACUCAUUCCUUUGAUGGAGACAAAGACAACGGAGAUGCUAAGGACAAAGAUGAGAUUGAACUCCUCGGGUUCUUUAUUAGCUUGGUGUUGGGUUUCUUUGUGGGGUUUUGGGGAGUCUGUGGGACUCUGAUCAUCAAGAAAUCAUGGAGGCAGGCUUAUUUUUCUUUUGUUGAUGGAGCCAAGGACAAAUUCCUUGCAUUCUUCCUGGUAAAUGUUCAUUGUCUGCGAAGGAAAAUCUUCAGGAAUUAA
Theobroma umbraticum is the source of this 2991-nucleotide messenger RNA. RefSeq names its product receptor-like protein EIX2. The record is from RefSeq and is a predicted model, not a curated record. Gene Ontology annotation, molecular function: protein binding. Lineage: Eukaryota; Viridiplantae; Streptophyta; Magnoliopsida; Malvales; Malvaceae.